Molecule: messenger RNA, 3726 nt
Organism: Drosophila serrata
Lineage: Eukaryota; Metazoa; Arthropoda; Insecta; Diptera; Drosophilidae
Product: anoctamin-4
Biological process (GO): chloride transmembrane transport
Cellular component (GO): plasma membrane
Molecular function (GO): chloride channel activity; protein dimerization activity
Source: RefSeq, a predicted model, not a curated record
AUGAGCAGUCACGACGGAAGGUCCGGCGACAGGUCACAUAUUUUUCAAAUACGCAUCGACAGCGUCGAUGAUGAGAGCAGCCCCAUAACGGAGGCCAGCUCACGAGAAGAUCUCAUCGGCAGUGCUGCCCGGGAGGGUGAGAGGACCUGCGAGCAGUCCGUCUUUCAAUUUCCCAGAUUCCUUUCGGUGCCAACGCUGCGAAGUCCGCGCCAAUCCCCAGAUCCCUCCACCCGCCGGAAGGUGAUGUCCAGUCCAGCCAAAAGUGAGCGCAUGAUACGCCGAAGUCAGACGAAACUGCGACCCAGAAGACUCAGUCAGGACAGUGGAAUUGUGGCGGGCAGAUUGAUAAGCUACGGGGAGAGUGCCCUGAUAGACUCCGAUCUACAUUCGCGCGUCAUCGAAGCGGAUCACAAGAAGGCAGAUAACAUAUACGGCUGUCAGGAAGUAAAUAAUGUUGCGGCGGUAAACAUUAAGCCCUCCACUCCGAUCCUGCCCAAAUCCAAGCUGAGUGCCAAUCGUGUACGGGCAGGUUCGGCUGCUUAUACGGAAAAGUGGCUCAACACCUCGGUGAUGCGGACCAGCAAUGGCAAUUCCCUGUACAGCAAGUCGAAUCCCAUUGCUGUGCCGCUGCCUACGCACCUGGAAUCGGAGUCGGCGGAACCGAGUCCCACGCAAGCCUUUGGCCCAAAGAUCAUGGGUAGCAAUGAAGAGGAUAUACCUGGCACAGCAAUGCGGCGAAAUUUGGGCCUGAAUUUGAGUCCUACACUGGGCUCGGGGGACAGAGUGAACCAGUCUUAUGAAGUAAUGGAGUCGUCGCACUCCAACGUCUUACCUGACCAGUUUGGCUACCGUCAACUAAUGCCCACGGAACGGAAAGCCUCGGAUUCGACGAGCAGUGUGAGUGGCAGCUACUAUGGCAGCCGGAAGGCCAGCAAGAGUAACAGCCUGGGCGGAGAGUCCGGGGAUGAGAGGAGGGUCAGCAAACAGGAUCGAGAGGGACUUGACCCGGAAUCGCUAAUGUUCCGAGAUGGUCGCCGGAAAGUGGACAUGGUGCUGGCCUGGGAGGAGGAGGACCUGGGCGUGAUGACCGAGGCGGAGGCCAAGCGCCGGGAUAAUCGGAGAAGCUUCAUGGAGAACCUUGUAAAGGAAGGGUUGGAAGUAGAGCUGGAGGACAAGUCGCAGUCAUUCAACGAGAAGACCUUCUUCUUGAAGAUCCAUCUUCCCUGGCGACUGGAGACGCGACUGGCGGAGGUCAUGAAUCUGAAGCUGCCUGUCAAACGAUUUAUCACCAUAUCCGUGAAGCCAUCUUGGGAUGAGGAAAAUGUUGUGCUCAGGAAUGUUCAGUAUUGGAGGGACGUGUGGCAGCGAUUGACCAAAAAGAUUCAAUUGGACCAAACUCUACUCGAGGGAGAGACUACCUUUAAGGCUGCAACUGCUAAUGGCAAUCCUGAGGAACAGUUCAUUGUGAAGGACCGCGCCACUGCGUUCACCAGCGCUCAGCGGUCACUGAUGGUGAUGCAGGUGCUCAUUCGGACGCCCUUCGAUGAGAGCGAUAGGAGUGGCAUUCGGCGUCUGCUGAACGAUGGCACCUACCUAGGCUGUUUCCCGCUGCACGAGGGCCGCUACGACCGACCUCAUUCCAGUGGGAUCUCUCUGGACCGCCGGAUACUUUACCAGACGUGGGCCCAUCCCUCGCAGUGGUACAAGAAGCAGCCGCUGUGCCUGGUACGCAAGUACUUUGGCGACAAGAUCGCGUUAUACUUCUGCUGGCUGGGAUUCUACACGGAGAUGCUUGUCUAUCCGGCCGUGGUGGGCACCCUCUGCUUCAUCUACGGCCUGGCCACUCUUGAGUCCGAAGACAACACGCCCAGCAAGGAGAUUUGCAAUGAGUAUGGCACCGGCAACAUCACCUUGUGUCCACUGUGCGACAAGGCCUGCAGCUAUCAGCAACUCUCGGAGUCGUGUCUCUUUUCACGACUAACCUAUCUGUUUGACAAUCCCUCGACGGUGUUCUUCGCUAUCUUCAUGUCCUUUUGGGCCACAACAUUCCUGGAGCUAUGGAAACGCAAGCAGUCGGUGUUGGUCUGGGAGUGGGAUCUGCAUAACGUGGACAUGGAUGAGGAGAAUCGUCCCGAGUUUGAGACAAAUGCCACUACGUUUCGCAUGAAUCCGGUCACGCGCGAAAAGGAGCCCUAUAUGUCUACUUGGAAUCGUGCCUUGCGAUUUGUCGUCACCGGCAGUGCAGUUCUCUUCAUGAUCUCUGUGGUUCUCUCCGCCGUGCUGGGGACUAUCCUGUAUCGCAUAACGCUGGUGUCGGUUAUCUAUGGAGGUGGAGGAUUCUUUGUAAAGGAGCAUGCCAAGCUUUUUACCAGUGUGACGGCUGCCUUGAUCAAUUUGGUAGUCAUCAUGAUACUAACGCGAAUCUACCACCGCAUGGCUAUUCGGCUGACCAAUUUGGAGAAUCCCCGCACUCACACGGAAUACGAGGAUUCCUACACCUUUAAGAUCUUCUUCUUUGAGUUCAUGAACUUCUACUCGUCACUCAUCUAUAUAGCCUUCUUUAAGGGCCGAUUCUUUGACUAUCCUGGUGAUGAUCAGGCCCGAAGGAGCGAGUUCUUUCGCUUGAAGAACGACAUAUGCGACCCGGCGGGCUGCUUGUCCGAACUCUGCAUCCAGUUGGCCAUCAUAAUGGUCGGCAAGCAGUGCUGGAACAACUUCAUGGAGUAUCUGUUUCCAAAGUUCUGGAACUGGUGGCGUCAGCGAAAACACAAACAGGCGACCAAGGAUGAAUCGCAUCUCCACAUGGCCUGGGAGCAAGAUUAUCACAUGCAGGACCCUGGACGUCUCGCCUUAUUCGAUGAAUACCUGGAAAUGAUUCUUCAAUAUGGCUUCGUAACUCUCUUUGUGGCGGCAUUUCCUCUUGCGCCGCUCUUCGCGCUCCUGAAUAAUGUGGCCGAAAUCCGGCUGGAUGCUUACAAGAUGGUCACGCAAGCCAGGCGGCCGCUGGCGGAGCGGGUAGAGGAUAUUGGGGCAUGGUACGGCAUACUGCGGAUCAUCACAUAUACAGCCGUCGUCUCGAAUGCCUUCGUGAUUGCCUACACCAGCGAUUUUAUACCCCGCAUGGUGUACAAGUUUGUGUACUCGGAGACGCAUACCCUGGCAGGGUACAUAGAGCACUCGCUGUCCAUCUUCAACACCUCGGAUUACAAGGAGGAAUGGGGUGCAACGGUCAGCGAGCGGGAUCCGGACACCUGCCAAUAUCGUGGUUACAGAAAUGGACCCAAGGAUUACGAACCCUACGGACUGAGUCCCCAUUAUUGGCACGUGUUUGCUGCUCGAUUGGCCUUCGUUGUGGUCUUUGAGCAUGUGGUGUUCGUAAUCACUGGAAUCAUGCAGUUCAUUAUUCCGGAUGUCCCAUCCGAGGUAAAGACCCAGAUGCAGCGUGAGCAACUAUUGGCUAAAGAAGCCAAGUACCAACACGGCAUUAAACGGGCGCAGGGCGACAGCCAGGAUAUAAUGAGCCUAUUUCGAGAUGCCAGCAAUCGAACUUCAAUUGCCGGAAGCCAGACGACUAAUGCCCGUGGUAGCUGGGCCCGACGCUUUAGUCGGCUGAGCGACGGCUUGGAUGCCCACGUAGAGGUCGCAGCACGGCCGCGGCGAUCAGUGGAAUCGACAGUUUGGGAAGUCUCCUGACACGAGGAGGAGGCCGAGAGCGAGGUUCAUGGU